AUGUCGCGUUUUCUUCGAAUUUUUCGCCAAGUUACUGUAGAACCAGUGCUGUUUGUGUUUAUGCUAUGUACUUUUCUUAAAUAUCCUGUAAACCAGCAGCUUAUUUUCCGUAAAACGUGCAUACAGUUGUACAACGAAUCGUUUUGUGCAAACAACUUUACAAGGAAAGCAUGUGGAAAGAGCCUGAGUGAACAGGAAAAUGCCGUUCAAAAAUCAAGUUCAGAAUGGAUUUUCUACAACUCUGUUGCUUAUUCUGUUCCAUCUAUUAUUUCGUCGCUUCUUUUGGGUUCAUGGUCAGAUAAAUUUGGUCGGAAGGUAGCCAUACUGUUGCCUCUUAUUGGGCUAGCAAUUGAAGCUAUAUCAAGUAUACUAAAUGUUCACUUUUAUGAUGCAUCACCGGUGUACCUAUUGUAUGGCAAUAUACUAUCUGGUAUAUUUGGUGGGUUUAGUACGAUCUUAAUGGCUUUGUUUUCCUAUAUGGCAGACAUCACAAAAGAUAAAAGUAAUCGGACGUUACGAAUAGGUCUACUUGAAUCGAUGACAUUUGUUGGAGGGGCAACGGGAGAGCUAAUCAGUGGUGUUCUAAUUGAGAAGCUUGGUUUUAUGGCUCCAUAUAUAAUCGUUUUAACUUUAAUAACCAUUAUAAUAUUUUAUAUCUUGUUCGUGCUGAAGGAAUCGUAUUUUCCUAAUCAGCAAUCAAGGUUUUUCUCCCUCAACACUUUUCAUGGCAGUUUGAAAGUGUGGAUCAAGCAUCGACCACAAAAUAAUAGAAUACACCUUCUAUUGUUACUAGCUGUUGGAUUUUUCGUGCCAAUUCUUAGUAAGCAAUAUUUACUAUAUGUCCUUAAUAAAAUUUCUAUAGUCCAGGCUGGAAUGUUACAGCCUCUGUGGCUCAUUUGAUUAGAGUGCUGCACUGGAAUUGCAGAGCUGCAGGUUUAAUUCCUGCCAGAGGACCUAGCUAUAUGGUGUUGCCUUUUUUGCAACCAUUCCUGGUUAGGUCUUAAUUUGUGUGUAUAUAUUAUAACUCAUCAAACUCAGCAUUUGAAUGACUAUUACCAUAUUGUUAACCCAUUAAACAGCAGUACUCUACUUUAUCAUUCUUUGUUUAAUGUCAUAUGAUUUUACUGGUUACAAGAGGUCUCAUUGCAGCUUCUUAAUUAAUUAAUACCGGUAUUAAUGAUUUCAAAGGCUUUGGGUUAUUUGAACUUGAACAGUCUUUACCAGCAUGGGUACAGUGUACCCAAAAACUGUAGAUGGGUAGGGAUUCAACUACCUGAAAAUGAAAAUUUUAAAAUAAAAGUAAAAUAUAAAAAAAAUUCUACUUGUAUUUUUUUAGGUAGUGGAAUCCCUACUCCUUUCUUUGAGUCAUUAAACCUUAUUUACUUUUAAUAUGAGAAUACAAUUAUGAAAAAUAUUAAAUUGUUUACUAUGUUUUCUUUUUAGUUUUCACUGGCACAAAUGAUGUCCUUAUUUUGUUUGUUCUCCAUCGUCCAUUCUGCUUUUCGUCUUCCAUGAUUGGUUACUUUCUUGCAGUUUCAUUGGUUGUCAAAGGUGUUGGUGUCUUAAUUGGAAUGCCAGUCAUGACUCGUAUUUUAAAACUCUCGGAUACAACUAUUGUUUGUGCUGGUAUCAUCACAAACAUUGCUAGCACAGUGUUCAUGGCAUUCACAACAAAUACAUGGCAAGCUUUUCUUGGUGAGUUAUACUUAAUGGGUUAUUCCAAAAAACAUCCAUACCACUCCCACAGAGGAAAUUGGAAGUGAACUCCCCACCCCCUUUGCAUGUCCUAAUACACUUACUAAUAAUGAUUUUUCUGUGUUGGUGUAAUGUACUCAAGGGAAUAUGAUGCUUGUGUGUUGCUGUGAGUGUAUAUCCACACCGGGCAAGCUUGAAAAAUAUGCCACGGUGGGAUUCAAACCUACGACCUUUGGAAUACUAGCCCAAUGCUCUGCCAACUGAGCUACGCGGUCUGGUCGGUUCGAGUAUGUGAUAUUUCGGAACAGAAUCUACAGUAGUACUAUGGCAGAGCAUUGGGCUAGUAUUCCAAAGGUUGUAGGUUCGAAUCCCACCGUGGUCAGGCAUAUUUUUCAAGCUUGCCCAGUGUGGAUAUACACUCAGAGUAACAUCACAAGCAACACUUACUAAUAACUAUCAUCAAAAACAAUUUUUCUCCCCUUCCCCUCCAAAUGGCAAAAAUGUUCUCUGUGGGAGGAGUGUGGAUCUUUAUUCUGGAAUGACCCAAUGGAGGAAAUAUUGGUUGAUCAUUUAGUUAUCUCCCCUUACUUUGUUUCAAGGAGAGCACUAUAGCAAUUUUAGUUGAAAAAUGAUGCAGCUGUUUUUUUCUAAUUGAUACUGGUACACAGCACAAGUUCAAUUUCUUAUCACUCACUACUCUCCUGCUUGCCAUACAAUAUUCAAGGCAAUUUUCAAAUAAUUUUUCAAUAUUUGACUUUCAUAAUUAUUGUGUUUUUAGCAAUUUCAUCUGGCAUAUUCAAUGGAAUUACUGUUCCUGCUGUUCGAGCAAUCAUGUCUAAAUUGGUUGGCAGUGAUGAACAAGGUUUGUCUUAGUAUAUGUUUGAGUCACUUAAUCUAUGGAAAGUUAGUCAAUCAGUUCGUCAGCUAGCCAUUUCAUGGCUGUAGAUUCUAUUUUUGUGGAGGUAGCCAAUUAUUGAAUUGAGAUAACCACGGGGGUCUACGGAUGAGAAUGGAUCCUGAAGUCAAAUUGCAAAUGGUGUACAAUUUGGCUAGAUCCUGCCCUAAUAGCUUUCUUAGUUUGUCUUAACCAAUUAAGUUGCACUGUACCCCAAUGUGCCCCACUAUAUUAUUUUAAUGUGUCGUAUGUAACACUUUAACAAAUGUUCUUUAUUUCAGGAAGUUUAUUUGCUGUGUUAGCCAGUGCAUCAUCAGUUGGGACGCUUGUUGCAUCUUCCAUAUUUAACAAUAUUUACAAAGUGACUGUUUCCACAUGGCCUGGACUGUGUUUCAUUGUUAUGUCUUGCCUGCUACUCUUGCCUCUUUUUUUGAUGAUGUAAGUCACCCGUCUCCUAAUGUGCAUCAUUUUGUCAUAGGCGAUUUUUUUCAGGCCUACCUACCCAAUUUGUUUUUAGGAUAUAUUAAAAACCAGAGCCACAGGAUGUUUUGUGUUAAUAUAGGCCUGAUUUGUGACAUUUAGUACAUCAUUUUCAUCAUUUGAGAAAUGCUGGUGUAAAUACCUGUCAAAAAAUUCCCCUAUAUCAGAUGAAACUGAUCCAUUCCAGUUGUACAGUUUCAAUUCAAGAAUAUAUCACUAUAAGAUUAUUUUUUUGGCAAAUGAGGCGUGCUGAUUAUUUACUCAAUAUUCAUUCAUUAUAACAUUAUUGACAAACUUGUCUCUGUUUUAACUUUUUAUUCAUUCUGUUUGUAUAAUUUGUUGUUUUGCGUCAGAAUUAGUGAUUUUUUAUUCCAUUAAAGAUACUUUUGCAUUUGCGUCAAGACAUCAGACUAUCAUCUGGAGGUGAAUGAUGCUGAUACAUUGGUUGAUUCACAGGAGAGUGUUACUUAG
Paramuricea clavata is the source of this 3541-nucleotide messenger RNA. The record is from the annotation of a GenBank genome assembly. Lineage: Eukaryota; Metazoa; Cnidaria; Anthozoa; Malacalcyonacea; Plexauridae.